Molecule: messenger RNA, 1548 nt
Organism: Bicyclus anynana (squinting bush brown)
Lineage: Eukaryota; Metazoa; Arthropoda; Insecta; Lepidoptera; Nymphalidae
Product: CDAN1-interacting nuclease 1
Exons: 5
Coding region: 662-1510 (282 amino acids)
Source: RefSeq, a predicted model, not a curated record
CCCAGAUUUAGGGGGCAAAUAAGUGAAAUGGGAUUUUUUUAGGGGUCUGAAAUUUUUAGGGGUAUUUUCAGGGAUUUUUUGACUCUUUAAUAUUUUUAAAUUGAUGAUAAUUUUAAUUUCUUUCUUGACCUAGCGACUUAUAACGACAUAUAAUACGUCAUUCUACAACCACUCUGAGGCAACUGGCGACAAUUUUUAUCGAAUAAAAAAAGUUGUUAAAUUUAUUCAUUGUCAACAUGUAUGAUUUCAAAAAAUCUGAAUCUUCAGAUAGAGACGUAAUAUUUUGUCUGUAUUAAAUAUAGACUUUUGAAACAUAUUACAGCAUAUUAUUUCUAAAUUAUUAUGAAUUUAUAUUUUUUAGGGGGACAACUCAAUAAUUAAGGCGAUUUUAGGGGUUUUUGACACAAACUUUAGGGAUAAAUAUUUUGGAGAGUUGGUAACACUGACUUGAUUUGUCAUUUGAUUUCUAAAUUUCUAAUUAAUAAAGUGAUAGAUCUCGUCUCGAUUUGUUUUCUGUGAUUUGGAGAUUUGGUUCCCAACUUCCUAAUAACUCCUGAAAUUGUGAAAGAAUAAUAAAAUUGAAUACAGUACAGUGUCUUUUAACCAUAUUCCCUUAACAAGUCGUCCACCGAUAAGUUAUCAAUUAUUUUAAAACUUUAUAAUGACUACCACCGGUUUAAAGCCCAUGCCUCUAAAAACUUACAAUGCAAUCGUUAAAGAUUUUAACAGGAUCACUUCAUUUAAUAGGAAAUCUGAAAAUGAACUUCGCAAGAAAUACAAAGAAGUUCCACCUUCCACAAUGGGCAGUAUAAUUUCAUUGCUCGUACAAAGAUCUAUGAAGCAAAGCUAUCGAAAAUCUCCAGUUAUAUCAAGCAAAUAUUAUGAGCUUUAUGAAGAACUAAUGAAAGACAAAAAUCAAGGGGAUGUUAUAAAUAGGUUAGCAGAAAGUCAAGGCAUUAGUCCAGCUCUAUUUGCUAGGUCACUUCUACAGAAUGUUUCAUCUGACUCUGCGGUGGUAAAGAAGUACUUUAAAGACACAACACUAAUUGAAAACAAAGAUUUAGCUUACCAAGUUUUUCUGGGUAUCAUGAAUGACAAUCAGUACGGUCCCUAUGCAGAUAUAAUCAAACAAUCAAUAGGACUAGAAUAUGAAUUAAGAUUGGAAAGAGAAUUAAGAAUGAUGAAUAUCUCUUUUUCUGAUGAAAAUUUACUGAGGUUAAGAGGCUAUGACAAAACACCAGAUUUCAAAUUGGAUGUUCCCAUUGCUGUUGACAACUUUAUCAUAAACUGGAUAGAGAGUAAAGCUCUGUUUGGUGAUGAGGAGAACCAUUUGGGAUAUAUGAAAGAGCAGCUUAUGUGCUAUUGGAACAGAUUUGGUCCCGGGAUGGUUAUAUAUUGGUUUGGAUAUUUAGAGGCUUUAGAUUCCACACCAGAAGUAAACAAUAUGUUCAUUUUACGUACAAAUUUCCCUGAUAAAUCGAGUAUUACACAAUAUAAAAUUGAUCUGUAAAAUAAAUAUUUUGUUAAUAGUUGUGAGUUGUAACAUUA